Molecule: messenger RNA, 1033 nt
Organism: Orbicella faveolata
Lineage: Eukaryota; Metazoa; Cnidaria; Anthozoa; Scleractinia; Merulinidae
Product: putative ATP-dependent RNA helicase DDX27
Cellular component (GO): cytosol
Molecular function (GO): ATP binding; RNA helicase activity; nucleic acid binding
Source: RefSeq, a predicted model, not a curated record
UUUCUUAGUUCCAGUCUCCCGCGUCUCCGUCAUUUAUGUAAAUCCCUGUAAAUGCAACAUGGCUUCUUUUCCAUUCGUUGGAACUCUAGAAUCAGAUGACGAUGUAGACCAGUUAGAUAAUGAAAGUGAUAGCGACGAAGAACCAAAGAAGCCUGUCAAGAGAGCGAAAACCAAGAAGAGAGGCGGAUCGCCGUUUGAGGACGACUUUCAGUUGUUCUCAGUAGAAUUGGAGGAUAAUUUUCAAGAUCCAUGGAAUCUCGACUUUGCUAUUAAGUUUGUAAAGCGGAAACAAGAGUCGAAUUUUAAUUCAUCAAGUCUUCAGGAUAAAAUAACAAAGAGAAGAGAAACAAGGCGGAAGGGUAGGCGGAGAAAACACCUGGCAAAGAAAAGCCUGACACAAGGGUCUUUAUUGUAGUCUUCCACCUCUUCAAAGCAUGACAAGCGUCAGUGUACGUAUUAACCAAUCAGAAUCAUUUCUGGCUGUCAUGUUUACAAUUUACAUGCAUCACAGAUCAGAACGGCAAGAAUUCAAGCAAAUACAUGUAAUCUAGUUUUGUUCAUGUUUGUAAUGGUUUCUGAGAAUAUUUGCACAAUUUGCCUCAAAAAUUUUCACACAGAGUAUGGAAAGGGUGUUGCCACAGUAUCGCUGUUUUCUGAAACUUCGAACAAAGAAUGUUCUAAUGUUUUGUGUGAAAAACCUGUUAGUCUCAUGGAAUUAUUUCUCGAGUUGAGAAUUGUUGUCAUUCAAGAUGGUGAAGACGGCAAAAGGUCUGUUUGCAAAAAAUGCGCUAAGAAAAUAGUGAAUUGCUACAGAAUGUUCAUGGAGUUACAGGAGGCAUAUGCAGGUGGGAGGACACUCAACGAGGUGAAGGAAAGCACUCCAUGAACUCCUUCAAGUUCCAGUCCUAGGGGUUCAAUUCCUGUUCGAGGCCAGCAAUCCCUUACUGAAGUGACUCCAAAGGCAAAGCAGCAAAAGAAAAGCACUUGUGAAAAUGAAGUUGAAGGAGCUCAGCGAAGACCUUCAACAAAGAGA